This is a messenger RNA of Megalops cyprinoides (Indo-Pacific tarpon), 3892 nucleotides long. It is a transcript of the gene micall2b, whose product is annotated as mical-like 2b. Gene Ontology annotation, molecular function: protein binding. The record is from RefSeq and is a predicted model, not a curated record. The coding region runs from base 195 to 2450 and encodes 751 amino acids. NCBI's taxonomy places the organism in Eukaryota, Metazoa, Chordata, Actinopteri, Elopiformes, Megalopidae. The transcript has 16 exons.
CUUUCCCUGCCACUAGCCUACAGUGCCUUGUCCUCCGUUUGCUGUCGCCUUUUGUUUUAUGCGUCUGGAGCUGUUUUGGUUGUUGUUAGACGCCACUGUCGGACCUCACAAAUUGGAUGUCCGCGACGCUCCUCAACUUUGAAAACUUGUUUUUUCGUUCGCUUUGUCGCCGGUAAACACCUCUCCUGGAAAGGAUGGCUGCGGUGAAAGCACUGCAGCAGUGGUGUAAAAUUCAGUGUGAUGGAUAUCGAGAUGUGGCUAUCACCAAUAUGACAACGUCCUUCAGAGACGGACUGGCUUUCUGUGCGCUUAUCCACAAGCACAGACCGGACCUCAUAGACUAUGACUCCCUCAGUAAGGAAAAUGUCUACCAUAACAACGAGUUGGCAUUUCGUGUUGCGGAAGAACACCUGGGUAUUCCUGCACUCCUGGACGCUGAUGACAUGGUGGCUCUGAGAGUUCCAGACCGCCUCAGCAUCCUCACCUAUGUGUCCCAGUAUUACAACUACUUCCACGGUCGCUCUCCCAUUGGGGGCAUGGCUGGCAUCAAGAGACCAGCAGAGAACUCUACAGAAGAGCCAUCUGGGAAGAAGAAUCAGCCUGUUAUCGCUAAACCAUUCCCCUUCAAACCCACCCCUGAGAACCACCCGCCCCCAACUACCUCUGUCACCACCCCCUCAAGACCAUCGCCCAAACCAGCCAGAGCUGCCAAUCAGAAGAAGGGUUUGACUGAGAGCUCUAACAAAACGGGUACACUGAGCAGCACCUGUUCAGUUUGUAGAAAUCAUGUGCACCUUGUCCAGCGCCACCUGGUGGAUGGGAAGCUAUAUCAUAGGAAUUGCUUCAAGUGUAGUGAAUGCUCAAAUAUCCUCCUCUCUGGAACGUACAAACCUGGGCCGACGCCAGGAACCUUCAUCUGCACCACUCACCAGGGCACUCAGAUCGGGGGGAAAACCCCAUCUAGUGCAAGUGUUCAAAAGAACGGACCGGUCACAGCUAAACUGGGACCCACCUGGCUGGUGACCAAGAAUAACAGCAGCUCAACCCCCCGCCCAACCUCUGCACUGUCCUCCCCAGCCGUCACCAACAGGACGCCCAGCAGCCCGACCCCUGCUGCCAAAUCUUUGACCCCCUCAGCUCAAAAGAACCAAGCGGCACGCCAGAGGUUCUUCGAGUCAACUCCGUCUGCACAAGACAACCCACCCAACAACAGGUGGUCUGUGGCCACCCCUGAGACCACUGGCAAGGGUAGGGUGCUGCUGAAGGUGGAAGAAGACAAGGACAAAGCUAAGUCUGUGAUUACCAAGAAAUUGACAGAGGCAAACAGCAACAACAACAACACCGUGUAUCAUUCAGGACUCAACAGGCCAACAGACAACAGGUAUGGGAAUAAACCUGCUGAAGCCCCCAGCUGGGAGAGGGAUCAGAAGAGCCCUGGCCUGGGAGGACUGAAGCCGGUCGAACCCUCGCCUCGUGUCAACACAGCAACAGCCACCACAGGGCCACUCUGGAUGAAGACCAAUAGCAAGGAGGCUCCUAGACCACAGAGUACCUUCUCCUCAAACAUCAAAGAUCUCAAUAGCUCGGAGUCUCCAGCAGAUUGGCGCUCUAAACUGAAGCCUGUUUCUAAGGGACCAAAGACCACAGAGUCUAAAGAACCUUCAUUCACCAUAGAGACAAAGAAGAUUUUGGCCCCCUCAAAGCCCACACCCAGCGGCCCUGCCCCCACUCAGCCCCAGAAGCCCACUGGGCUCUCCAUCAGCACCCCUCCCACCACACUCGGCAAUCAAAGAGCACUGUCUCCCAAGCCCUCGCACAAUGGGUCUGAAAGUUGUGGCUUUAAAAAUGGGAAGGGUUCAUCAUCCACGAAUGCCUCCCAGCCUGAAGUGAAGUCACCCAAGACCAAGCCAGACUACAUCCCUAAGGAAGACAUCCUGAAAGAACUGAAGGAUAUUGAGAACAAUCUGAAUGAUUUAGAGAAGAAAGGGAUAGAGAUGGAGAAACAGCUUCGUCUCUGUGAGCAAGAGGGGGCAGAGGACACCUCAGUGGACGAGUUGAUGGUGGACUGGUUCAACCUGAUCCGACAAAAGCAGGUUUACAUGAGGAGGGAGUCUGAGCUGGUCUACAUUGCAAAGACCCAAGAUUUAGAGGAGCAGCAGCCAGGUGUGGAAGAAGAGCUGCGGAGAUUGAUAGAAAAGCCAGAGCACCUUAAGACUGCUGCAGACAAGAAACGGGAGGAGGAGCUGAUGGAGAAGCUGGUGGAGAUCGUCAAUGAUAGAAACGCCAUUGUGGAAGGGCUGGAUGAGGACAGACUGAGGGAAGAGGAGGAAGACCAGCAGUUGAAUCAAUUGAUGCAGAACUUGGAUAUAAAGAAAGACAAAAACAAGAAAAAGUCUAACAUUAAAAAGUUGUUUGGGUGGAAGAGUAAGAAGGAGGUCGUGGAGGACUGAUCAUUGAGGGAACUGGAUGUACUGGGAAUGUCCUGCAGGCCGUCGUCUCUCUCAUUUCGUCUCUUUGUUUCAACACUCCGUUGCGGCCCUGAGUGCUCCUUCACACUUCAGAAGCAAAAAGGCAGGACGUAAUCGACCAGAGCUUUGCUGAUGUUCCAGCAAAGGGGGGGGGCCCCAUAUUGGUGACAUCCAUGAUGUGCUCUCUGGAACGGCAUAUGUUGGGUCCCCCUAGCUUGCGACGUGAAUCCGCUGCCCAAUGCACAAACAAACGAAUUACUGGCUAAUUACCCACAACAGUGUCACUGUGAGCUGCGAUUCCAUAUGAUUCGGGCGUCUGUGGUAAUCUCAGCGCUUUAAGAUUAAAAGGGAUUUUCGAAUAUCAAACAGACACCGCUUCUAAUUCUGUCGCCUCAGUGAGUCGUCGUGCGCUCAUUCUGCUCACCGUUUCCGAUGAUUCAUUGCACUCCUCAGUUCUCCAGAUUAAACAUGUUUACAAUCUUAGCAAAAUGGAACGCUGGCAGUGGGUCAAACGGCACUUUUUAAUGCACAUAAUCUUGUUUUUGAGUGGUUUUGUAUCCGUUUAAUUCUUUUCUUAUAAUUGGCACUUCAUGCCAGGGCCUAGUUUUGUGUGGUCUGAGAUGAACUCUGAAAAUCAUAAUUUGUCGGCAAUAAAAGGUGUCUUUGGUCUUUAUUGUUGAUUGACACUGGAUAGAGUCUUGUGUUGUUGUCAGCUUUGUUUUCUUUUCAAUGUGGAUCAACAGUAACUGUCUGCAAUCCAGCAGCACAGGAGCACACAUUGUAUGUCACCAUAUACUUUGUAAAGGAGCUAGGAUGUCAUAGUAUUUUUUCUAGUUUUUAUUGCAAAAAGUAGUCCAGAUUAAGCAAUGACAGUGGAAAAGAAGGAAUGUUCCAUGUUGUCUUGAUUCAUAUUGGAUCUGAAAGAAAUAAGCAAUUGAAUGAUAAGGGCCCUCAAACUGGGAAAUUUAAUGUUUGAUGUGAAUGGCUGUAUUUUAAUGAGAAUAACUUUCCAGAGCAGAGUAAAUCAGUGAAGCUGAAUAGAAAAACAGUCCAAAUUGCUUUCCCUGUGUGUUGGUUUGACAAGGAAAUGGUAGUAGGAUUACUAGCGCCAUUUAAUCAGAAGGUGGCAGUGUGGGGUUAAUUGUAGAGGAACCUGACAGCCCAGACUAAAUUGGCCACAGUUCUGUCAUUUAAUUGUUUCACUAGUUUUGUAUGUGAUGCAAAUCCCAGCUCUGUAGAUGCAAGACCAUUAAUCAGUUUGUUAAAGGCGCAUUAAAUCUAGACUGUAAUGAUCUAUUUAUAUUGCUCAUUUUCAUUAAAUUUUUUUCUGCUAUUAUGUUCCAAGUUAGGCGGGAAGUUGUGACAUUGUGUGAACUGCAGUGCAGGCAUUGUCAUUGUAAAGUAUCAUUUUCAGGAUUAGGAGA